Molecule: messenger RNA, 1092 nt
Organism: Symsagittifera roscoffensis
Lineage: Eukaryota; Metazoa; Xenacoelomorpha; Acoela; Convolutidae
Product: Golgi apparatus membrane protein TVP23 homolog B-like
Exons: 4
Coding region: 98-772 (224 amino acids)
Biological process (GO): protein secretion; vesicle-mediated transport
Cellular component (GO): Golgi membrane
Source: RefSeq, a predicted model, not a curated record
GUAAAUGCAGACUUGUUGAAACGAAUUAGUUCUUCUCUUAAUCUCCUCUCAUCUUGUCAGCAUCUAGAAAUAGACUUAGUAGUGUCAGUCGGCACAAAUGAGUGAGUCCAACUCGAGGAGGUUCACAGCUCUAAGCGAAGAUGAAGAAGACAACGUCGACUUCAUGAGCGCGUCAUCGGCGGCGGGUGCAGGCGGUAGACACAAAUCAGCAGUGCAGCACCCGGUCACCUGUGCAUUCCACGUGCUGUUCAGAACCCUAGCAGUGCUAGUCUACUUCUUCUGCAACUGGUUUACUCAUAGUUUUGUCAUAGCUUUUGUGCUGAUUGCUCUGUUGCACUCAAUGGACUUCUGGACUGUAAAGAAUGUAACCGGACGUCUACUUGUUGGUCUGAGGUGGUGGAAUGAGGUGACAGAGUCUGGUUCGAGUGAGUGGUUCUUCGAGAGCAGGCCCAGGAACGAGAGAAACCUUCUCGUCUCUGCCUCGGAGUCCACUGUGUUCUGGGUCGCACUCAUAGCCGCCCCCUCUAUCUGGUUCUUCCUAUUCCUCACCACGCUAUUCUCUAUGAAGUUUGCUUGGAUGAUGAUAGUGCUGCUUGGCCUGACAGUGACUGGGUCGAAUCUCUAUGGCUACACGAGGUGCAGACUGGGGUCGAAGCGCACACUGUCAGGGGCAGCGGCACAGUUUCUGGGAAAGCAGGUGAUUAAUGCGGGGGUUGCUGAAAUGCAGCAACAGAAUUCAUCUUCUAAAAGCCAGAAUUUGACGAACGCCUAAAUAGAUGAUUCAACCGAUCGAUUACUUCCAAAAGUGACCUUCAUGUCCUAGGAUCAUGACAGCUUGGCCUUAUUGAACGUCAAUAGUAGUGCUAUAAGAGGAAAUGAACUAACUAGUUUUGGAUUAUUGCUACAUGAAGCCGAUAUAUUGCAUUAAUAAUCAUAGUUAGUCAUAAUAAUUAGGUUGGUGAGUGUUGAAGCACGUUUUUAAUCUUUGGUGUUCGGCUCAUCUCAAUCAGCAUUAUGAAUAAUUUUAAUGAGGUUCAAUGAUGUAUAUUUGUGGCAAAUUGAGAUCAACCGUACAAUCCCCUCCCUCCCCCC